Messenger RNA from Drosophila willistoni, 2068 nucleotides. RefSeq lists its product as uncharacterized. The coding region runs from base 292 to 2016 and encodes 574 amino acids. The transcript has 2 exons. Lineage: Eukaryota; Metazoa; Arthropoda; Insecta; Diptera; Drosophilidae. The record is from RefSeq and is a predicted model, not a curated record.
AUGUACACUGUUGAGUUCACACGGCUUCGCUUGGGGAUUUCCGUAUACAAAAAUUUAAUUUUCCAGUUUUUUUUUCGGAACAAACAGUUGAAAUUUUCUUUUAAAUUCAGGACAAGCGUUCUGUUGCUGUCGCCGAGUGUGGUUCGGUGGAAGGCGCGCACAAGAAUUGUGCGUCUCGAGUUCAGUCGUUGUUACAACUAGAGUGCGACCGAACUCGCUGCGCUAAUUAUUGAUCAAGAAAAUAAUACACGUUAUACACCAAUCCGUUUUCCAACUUGAUUUAUUACAACAAUGCCACGAACACGCAGGGGGGCUAAUUUGAGUCGUCAAACUAACAGAUCUAGAGGCAUGCAAGAUAGAAGAGCAAUAAGAUCAGAUGCAGAAAGGCAACAAAGUAAUGCAGAUGUCCGUGUAAGAAUGGCGCAGUUACGUGCAUCACAAUUACAAGAGGUACGAGAUGAGCAAAACCAACAAAGACAAUUGGAACGAAGCGAAUCGCGCAGAUUCGUAGCCAACAGACGUAGAGGGAUUUCAUUUCUUCGACUAGCAUUUCAGUAUGAGCAUUAUGUUGAAUAUUACGCUCAUUCCAAAGUGGUAAUUGGUACAUUGGACAAGGAAUGCCCGCACUGUCAAGCCCUUAAAUUUAAAAAUGAGCCAAUUGGGAUGUGUUGCUCAUCAGGAAAAGUGAAACUUCCAGAAAUUGAAACACCGCCGGAACCAUUGCACGGCCUCCUUAUUGGUACUGAUCCAAAUUCUUCGCUGUUCUUGCGUUCAAUUCGGCAAUUCAAUUCAUGUUUUCAAAUGACAUCGUUCGGAGCAACGGAAAUAGUUAAAAAUACUGCUGCAAAUGGUCAACAAUUUAAUUCCACAUUCAAAAUCAAAGGCCAAAUUUACCACAAAGUCGGCUCAUUACUACCAAUGCAAAACGAACCUUAUAAAUUUUUACAAAUUUACUUUAUGGGUGGCGAGGACUCUGAACGGGCACUCGCCAAUCGCGUGAAUACACGUUGCAACUAUAAUCACCUCAAUUCACCAUUUGCAACGCGCAUUGUCAGCGAGCUGGACGCUCUGUUAAAUGAGCACAACGAAUUGUUGAAAUUAUUCAAAUCACAUAUGCAUAAGCUACAAAGUGACAAUCACGCUAUUUUCAUCAAUCCUGAUAGAACACCAGCUGGAGGGCAUAUACGUCGAUUCAACGCACCUGUUGUUGACGACGUGGCUGGAAUCAUGGUUGGCGACCAUACAGCUACGCGACAAAUCGUGAUUCGAAGAAGAAAUAAUUCUCUUCAGUCCAUUCCUGAUACCCAUCGUUUAUAUGAUGCUCUCCAAUAUCCACUCAUUUUUUGGAAGGGACAAGACGGAUAUUGCAUAAACCUUAAGCAACGAGAUCCGGUAACAGCAAUAAAAUUACCAACCGCAAUUUUAAUUUUUCAAAAGCGGGCACAGCGAAGCGUGGCAGGGCAUGUGAACAUGCGCGUUCAAACGCUUCACGAUCCAUCCGCCGAAACUUUUUCGAAACAGCUAUUAGAUAUUGGCAAUGGGAAAGUUGCCGUACAUGAUAAUACUGAAUCAAUAAAAUUACCAACCGGUUUUUGCACAAUCGUCCACUCGCAAGAUGUUCUCAUCGACUGUAUAUUUCCCGAUGUACACACACAAUAUAUAAAUCUUGAGUGGCUGGCAGAAAGAGCCAUUUUAGCAGCGAAAAAUGUGGACGUUCAUGGAUUAAAUUUCAAGAUACAACAAUUGUUGCCAACAGACUCUGUGUCAUACAAAUCUGUUAAUACAGUUUGCAAUACUAUCGAAUCUGUAAAUUACCCAGUAGAAUUUUUGAAUUCCUUGGAUUUGCCAGGCAUGCCACCGCACCACUUACAAUUGAAAGUAGGAUCCCCGGUGAUUUUGCUCCGUAACUUGAACCCACCACGGCUGUGCAAUGGCACACGAUUGGUUAUUAAAAAAUUAAUGAAGAACGUGAUUGAGGCCACCAUUUUAAAUGGCAAGUUUCAAGCUAAAAGGUAACACGAAAUUCUUUGACUGUUAGGCGUUACGAAGUUCGCCGGGUUUGCUAGUU